Strongylus vulgaris is the source of this 1026-nucleotide messenger RNA. The record is from the annotation of a GenBank genome assembly. NCBI's taxonomy places the organism in Eukaryota, Metazoa, Nematoda, Chromadorea, Rhabditida, Strongylidae.
AUGACCCAAUUAGCUAAUUCCGAGCUUCUUCGGAUGGUAUCUGAGACAAUUGAGAAAUCGAAGCAAGGAUGGAAUGAAUUAAAUUACAAAAUUCAGUUUUUGAUCUACUACGACAGCCCCAUCGCCUUUUUCAUGGCGUUACAAUCCACGUUGGCUAAGAAACAUGAGAAAUCUUUUGACAUGGGUAACCGGCUUGUUUUAUUAGCAACUAUGCAGGCGAUGAUUUACACAACAACCACCGCUAAAAACACUAUUCUAAUGCAACUGAGCGAAGUAUUGAUUGCGGCUAUGAUUUGCGGUGAUCUUAGCCAUGUAUCUGCUAUAUUAGCCCUUGAACCCAGCAUACAUCGCUAUAACAAAGGCUAUGAUAACGCUGCUAUUUGGAAUGCGUACAAGCUCGUAGCCGAAUAUGAGGAGUGGAAAGGAAGAACUGGUUUUGGUGGCAUGAUACUUAACACCGCACAGACGUUGCUCGAAGUGGCUGAAAUUGAUCCUGCUCGAGGCACAUUGUUUUUUGAGACAGCAUGCAAGAUUUGGGCCAAAGUUGGACGCUGUGAGGACAAAAUUGCAGAGGCAGUUUCAAGUAUUUUGCGAAGGUGUCCGCAGCUUCUUGGUCGUGUCACUGCAUUCUUAAAGUCAAUCGACUAUGAUCAUGAGAUUGAAGUCGCUAUUGAAGAGGUUUGCGAUGCCAAAGAUAGCGGUUUGCACCCUAGCGAUGCUGCAUGGGUAGAUUGGUGCCGGACACGAGUCGAGCGUCCAGAGAGAUUUGGUCAACGACUUCAAGUACUUGACCGAUGUGUUAAUAUUUUGUUCAAAUUCCUCGACUAUGGAUCAAAUCGUGGCAAUGCUCAAGCAUGGGUAUUACUACACACUGCAGUGCAGUUUGUGGACCCAUCCUCACUGGUCCCUUUAUGGUCGGAACGUUAUGACUGGUGGCCGCGCUUUCAUACAGUGUCUCUUCCUUCGGAAGCAGCCACUCGGCGUUCUGAACUGUUAGCUGCUUUAGCUGAAACUCCUAUUGAAUGA